AUGCAUGCAACCAUGGCCGACCCGAUAGACUGGUACCCGGCCCGCAUCCUGCAGCCCCGGGCCGACAGAGACGAGGGAUCCAACACCCCGGUUAGACCCAAUCAAUUUGCCCUCAUCAUCCUCAACCAACCACUUCGGGACGUGUCAACCCUAAAGACGCUGUGGAAGAACUCAUCCUUGAGAGUCGCAGCAGAUGGCGGCGCAAACCGUCUCCUCGACGUCUGUCAAAAUGACGACGGCAGCAGUGUUUUCGACAACCUCGACGCCAUCAUAGGUGACCUAGACUCUCUCACCACACAAGCACGGCAACACUUCACCACACGUGCCAAGCCGGCGAAGAUCGUCCACGACCCGGACCAGUACUCAACCGACUUCGGCAAGGCAGUCAAAUGGAUCCGAGCAUCGGCGACGCCUUCGCCUGAGGCCGGUGCAGGCGCCGCACCACCUGACAUCGUGGCCAUGGGCGGCCUAGGCGGGCGCGUGGACCAGGGCCUGAGCCAGCUGCACCACCUGUACCUCUUCCAGACGUCGCCAAGCUACGCCGAGGGGCGCCUGUUCCUCGUCAGCGGCGAGUCGAUCACGUUCCUGCUGAAACCGGGCAAGCAUCGGAUCCACGUGAGGGAGCGGGACGGGAACGGUGAGAGGAGGGGGGACGUGUUUGACAAGUACGCGGGCAUCGUGCCCGUCAAGCAGCCGAGCGUCAUCACGCUGAGGGGUUUCGAGUGGGAUGUGACGGACUGGGAGACUGAGUUUGGGGGGCAGAUGAGCACGAGCAACCACGUCUUGCCUGAGACGGAGGCGGUGGAGGUUGAGACGACGAAGGAGGUCUUGUUCACUAUCGCGCUGAAGAGGUAG
This is a messenger RNA of Diaporthe amygdali, 855 nucleotides long. Its product is annotated as thiamine pyrophosphokinase. The transcript is spliced from 3 exons. Gene Ontology annotation, molecular function: thiamine binding; ATP binding; thiamine diphosphokinase activity. Bases 1 to 855 code for a protein of 284 amino acids. NCBI's taxonomy places the organism in Eukaryota, Fungi, Ascomycota, Sordariomycetes, Diaporthales, Diaporthaceae. The record is from RefSeq and is a predicted model, not a curated record. Gene Ontology annotation, biological process: thiamine metabolic process; thiamine diphosphate biosynthetic process.